AUGUACAUAGCCUGGGUGUGCAAUACUCUCAUUCUGCUUCUAUGCGUUCUGACUCUACCGAUCCUUGCGAAGGACGACAAACCCGAGUGGCAAGCUCAGUACGAAGACUACAUCUUAGAGAAUUUCGACUUCAACGAACCGCGAAUCACAGCUGGGGCGCAGCGAUGGCAAGACGCAAGACUCAGCAGGAGGCAAGCCGUUCAGGGAACCACAAGCUAUCAGCAGACCGUGACGAGAUCUUUCGUGGGCACCGAUGGCUACACCACUGUUCCAUAUGCUACCAACGGCCAGCAAUGCUCAAGCAUAUCUCGAAACAUGAAUGUUGUCUACUCGCCUAAUGGAAUCCAAUACUUAUACAUAUGUGGCGGAGCUGUCUCAGGAAAUAUCAACUGGAACUACCAGGCACCCAGCUGGUCCUCAUGCAUGCCAGAGUGCGAUACUUCAAAUAAUUGCACUGGUCUCUCGUACAACGGAGGGGCACUGUAUGGCAUGCAAAAUGCUGCAGGUUCAGGUCGAUGUACUUACAAAACCGAUAAUAGAGGCAUGACUUUUACCACAACGAACACCAACCAGCUGGACUCUACAAGAGUAGCUGGAAUGCAGAAAGAUGUCUACAUGAGGACUUUUGGCCGACGGUUCCAGCACCUCCGUGUGAACCCGGAUUUUGCUGAUCAUGGAAAGUACAUCACUCAACCUCUCACCCUCACCUUCCAUCGCAACCCCGCCCGUCCGGCCAUUUAA
Messenger RNA from Pseudocercospora fijiensis CIRAD86, 741 nucleotides. RefSeq lists its product as uncharacterized. Lineage: Eukaryota; Fungi; Ascomycota; Dothideomycetes; Mycosphaerellales; Mycosphaerellaceae. The record is from RefSeq and is a predicted model, not a curated record. The transcript has 3 exons. Bases 1 to 741 code for a protein of 246 amino acids.